Molecule: messenger RNA, 1875 nt
Organism: Diospyros lotus (date-plum)
Lineage: Eukaryota; Viridiplantae; Streptophyta; Magnoliopsida; Ericales; Ebenaceae
Product: probable N-acetyltransferase HLS1
Exons: 4
Coding region: 338-1702 (454 amino acids)
Molecular function (GO): acyltransferase activity, transferring groups other than amino-acyl groups
Source: RefSeq, a predicted model, not a curated record
UGCCCUUAACGUACCCUCUUGAAUCGUUUGCGAUCUCCAUUAAUCUUUCCUUUGAUGAUCGACGGCGGUAGCCCUCUAGCAGAUACAUACUGUUUCUCUUGUACCAAUUUUUUAACUCUGUCUAGGGUGCAUAGACCUCAGGAGAGUGUAGAUCUUUGCACUCUCCUUGGUCCUUUGCACUCUAACGACACCCUUUUCUUCUUCCCUAUCUCUGAACAGAGAAGAAGAGUUCAGGUUUACUAUCCAUGGUCAUUUGUGAACUUUGACAAACAUUUUUUGUUGAUCCGACAACAAAUGACCUUCAACGAUACCCCCUUCUUCUUUCCAAUCUCCGAUAAUGAAGAAGUGUGUAGAUCUGCAAUUUGUGACCCUUUGGUGGACGACGAUGCACGCCGUCCAUUGCGACGCCGGCUUAGGAGACCCUCAGCUUCACUCUCCGCCAACUUUGGUGGCUCUCCUAGCUGUACAUACGGUGGGCUGCGGCUGUAUGGCGGCGGUGGUGAGGGUGCGAGAGUUUGACGCGCAGAGAGACAUCAAGGGGGUGGAGGAGGUGGAGCGGCGGUGCGAGGUUGGGCCCGCCGGGGAGAUAUCCCUCUUCACCGAUCUCCUCGGCGACCCGAUGUGCCGGGUCCGAAACUCUCCGGCUUUUAUUAUGCUGGUGGCUGAGAAGGUGUGCAAAGAAGGAGAAGAAGCAGAGAUAGUGGGGAUGAUAAGGGGAUGUAUAAAGGUGGUUACUUGCGGGAAGAAACUUUCCAUAAAUGGCAGCGAUUCUGCCAAAACUCUUCCCGUCUACACCAAACUCGCCUACAUCCUAGGCCUCCGAGUUUCUCCUUCCUACAGGCGACUUGGAAUUGGGUUGAAGCUGGUGAGGAGAAUGGAGGAGUGGUUCAGAGAAAACGGGGCCCAGUACUCUUAUAUGGCGACCGAAAAAGACAACUUAGCCUCCAUCAACCUCUUCACCGGAAAAUGUGGCUACACCGAGUUCCGAUCGCCGGCGCUUUUGUGCCACCCCGUGUUCGGUCACCGGGUGCGGGUCAGCCACAGGGUCACAAUAAUCAAGCUCACCCCCUCGGACGCCGAGACACUCUACCGCCGCCAGUUGUCCACCGCCGAGUUCUUCCCUCGGGACAUCGACGUCGUGCUCAACAACCACCUCAGCCUGGGCACCUUCGUCGCCGUCCCACGCGGCGCCUACACACAGGAGUCCUGGCCUGGUGCGGAGCAGUUCCUAGCCGACCCGCCUGGCUCGUGGGCCAUGCUAAGCGCGUGGAACUGCAAGGACGUGUAUCGGCUGGAGCUUCGCGGGCUUUCACGUGUGAAGAGGGGGCUGGCAAAGAUCACCCGCAUGUUGGACCGGGCCUUCCCAUGGCUACACGUGCCAUCUGUGCCGGACCUGUUCCAACCCUUCGGGUUUCACUUCCUAUAUGGGCUUUGCGGCGAGGGCCCACUCGCCACCAAAUACAUCAAGGCGUUAUGCGGCUACGCCCACAACUUGGCUAAGGAUUUCGACUGCCAAGUGGUGGCAACCGAGGUGGCGAACAGUGACCCGAUCAAGAUAGGCAUCCCGCGCUGGGAGUGGCUGUGCGCCGAGGACGUAUGGUGCAUCAAGAGGCUGUGGGACGACUACAUCGACGGAGAUGGGAGUGAUUGGACCAGAUCGCCAACUGGUCCAUCUGUUUUUGUUGAUCCCAGAGAGGUAUAAUUCAGAAUAUCAAAAAGGAAAAAGUUUUGUUUUCAUUUUUUUUGCAGGGUUGGUGAGUACGUAUUAAUUCUUGUAAACAUAAUAUGAUCUCGACAUAUCUUCCUGUAAAUGAAUAUGAAUUUUUUGAGAUCCUAUUUCAUCCGAACAAAUUUCGGGUUUUAUUUUUUUUUUCA